Carassius auratus (goldfish) is the source of this 945-nucleotide messenger RNA. Its product is annotated as alpha-endosulfine-like. The coding region runs from base 121 to 474 and encodes 117 amino acids. Gene Ontology annotation, cellular component: cytoplasm. Gene Ontology annotation, molecular function: protein phosphatase inhibitor activity. The record is from RefSeq and is a predicted model, not a curated record. Lineage: Eukaryota; Metazoa; Chordata; Actinopteri; Cypriniformes; Cyprinidae. The transcript has 3 exons.
UCACUGCAGCGAACGCCAUUUUGAUACUGAACACAGUGGGUGGAACAGUUCGGACACGAAUAGACGGCAAAAUUUACACUUAAACACGCUGAUUACUUGGUCAGCAAACGCCGAACAGCCAUGUCAUCGGAUAACCAGGACACGGAGACGCAGUCGGAGCAGAUGGACGAGACUCAGGAAUCCCAGGACACAAACUCAAACCCAGUGCGGACAGAGGAGGCCAAAUUGAAAGCGAAGUAUCCCAGCUUGGGCCAAAAGCCAGGUGGCUCCGACUUCCUGAUGAAGAGACUGCAGAAAGGGCAAAAGUAUUUUGACUCAGGAGAUUACAACAUGGCCAAGGCAAAGAUAAAGAACAAACAGUUGCCUGCCGCAGCUGGUCCAGACAAGAACAUCGUCACCGGGGAUCACAUUCCAACCCCACAAGACCUUCCGCAGAGAAAGUCCUCAUUGGUUACAAGUAAACUGGCUGGCUAACGUCAGCCAUAGGUUUUGAAUAAACCCUCUUACCAAACUUCCAAAACCUCCCCAGCCCCACCAGACCAGCUUCAUCAGGACUGGUUAUCAAUUUAUUUUGUUUUGUUUCUUUUAAUUUGGGUGUAGAGUCUUGCUGUCAUUUUCAUUUCACUUCAGUAGGUCUAAGCAUCCCAGCUCUGUUAACCUCUUCAGAGUAGGGAUAAACUAAACCCUUGCUACUCCAGGCCCUGGUGGAGCAUGAUGCACUUUACUCCGUGUACCCCAUAUAUUAGUGAUAUUAUGAACAAACCCCUGAAGACUUCAUAAAAUGCUUUUCAAAAGAUGCUUUUAAAAUGUGAACAAUUAUUUAAGAUUGUUUUAAAAGGCAUUGUUUUCUAUAUAGACAAUACUUGACAAGCCAUUGGACCCAGAUUACAUUGGCAGCCCUCUUUUCCUUCAUAAUGACAAAUUAAUGAAUGUUUUAUAUAUAUA